UGAGAGGAAACGGCGGGUCUUGGAUACGUUGGACUUCGGUGGACGGCAGAAUCUGUUUAUUUUUAAAUUGACCCGCGUUAAGGAUUCCACUGGUCUGGCUGAUAAGCAACACGCCGAACACCCCGUCGACCCGCUCACCAUGUCAUCGGGGAUAAAAAUGACAACCAUAAAGUUUUCGAAGCAGACUGAUCUUGGAGUCUUGGCCUCCAAGAUCAAAAACAAGAUGCUCAAUAGUUCAUCUUUUUUUAAGAUCUCUUUGAAGACGAACAACAGGGCAUUAGCUGGUGCUCUGCAGGCCCAGAGAGAGAAGAGCAACAACCUGCAGAUGGAAAUUAUUGGCCUCCUGAAACAAGUGGAUGCUCUGUUAUUUGAAAGGGCUUCCAUGAGAUACAAGCAUAAGCAGUUGGUUCUUAUGGUAAAGGAACUCCGUAGCACCACCAUGCAUCAGUUAUGCAGUAUGGCUGACAUCCUAUCCUCAGAAGACGAUGACUGUAACAACCAACAAGACGAUGCAGAUGGUGGUGAUGUUGAGAAUAAAAGUCUAUUACCCUGCCAACCGCAACCCUUAACUGAGGCACAUCACUCACCAAUCAAAACACUGGUAGAUUUGACUAAUACUAUCGGUGGUGUACAAGGCCAGCCAUCAAACGAUAUGAAAAUCGAUAAAGAGGGGGAAAAUACUUCUGAUGAAGCUGUGCAGUUGGCCCGAUGGAGAACAACCAGUCAAACCAGUAGCUUGAGGGAGGAUGUGGAACAGUAUUCCAGGACUCAGCCCGGACGGGACAGUCACUCUAUGCUGCCUUCAUGCCCUCAAAACAGUCACACCCCUGCAGCUGUUGUUGCAUCUGAAAACAAACGAUUGAGCGUUUCUGUCGAUCUUCAGAAAAGCUCAGCCCAGGAGUUGACCACCGCCUCCAACAACAACAACACCACCACCACCUCCAACAACGAUAACGACCACAGAGGUGGACAGGAGGUGACUUUGCUCCUGAACACCACCAUGGAGAUGACCGUGAGGGAUGCCACUGAAAUAAUCAUCGUCGACACCAAGAAGAAAUCCCGAAACACAAACGAGCCUAAGAUUAAAGACCAAGCCGCACCAGUGGUAAAGGCAAAGAAGGAAAAGAAAAGAAACAAGAAACCAGGGAGGCCAGAAGACAGAGACUCUACAGAGUGCGGGUUAGUAGAAACCCAACAUGUGCACACUGCUGCUCUGCCACUAUCAGAGGAUCGUACAGAAGAGGCCUCUGGUACACAUAAGGUUGUGUCUCGCAUCCCCAGAUUUGGCAAGGCUAAAGCUUGUGACGGACCGAACACGAUACAGAAGAAACCUCAGAGUUACCCGAGUAUUGCCUUACCUGAGUAUAGCGGCUGUGACGUCGUAGAGCCUGACAGACACGUCCCCACAGUCAGGGAAGAUGCAAGAUGGUCACCCAAUCAUGUUUUUUCAGAGGACGGAAACGCUAAAAAGAAAUUAAGAAGGACUAAUGUCGCUUCAAAUCCACCAAGAGUAAUCAAAAGGAAAACCCCUAUCCCAUUAAUGAACCUCUCUAAUGCUGAAACACAAAGAACAUCUAAUGGCAAAACUACAGAGGAAGUAGACACCGCCUAUAGUGAUGCAUUCAGCGGCCAACUGCUGGAGAGUCAACAACUUCCUGUGGCCUCUAAUGACAACACACCUUUUGAGCUUGGGGGCGGGGACUUGGGUUUUCCAGAGGCUGGUUACCCUGAGAGCAAGGAUCUUAACUUUAACAGAGAACUCAGGAAGACUUUUGUGGUGACGAGGGAUGGGUCCCCGUGGGAAAACUUCUCACCAGAUAUCAGUACUGGAGCCAGCAUCCUGACGCCAUCUUCAGCAUCUCCGCGUGGGUCAGAAGGACAACAAGAUGCCUCAGUUGCAAGUUCACCGAGGCAGGUUUCGGAAGCCACUCUGCACAGGUUCUCCGGUCCUAAUUACUGUGACAAGGUAGAUGUUUCGGAUCAGACCCAUUUGCCACGCAAGCGUCCCUACGAGGAAGUUCAGGGGCACGAGGCCACCUGUUCCAAUGGGAUAAGAGCAGCAUGGAGUGAGCAAUCAGCAUGUCCUUUCAACGUCAGAAAGAAGAAAGUAGAGAAGAGUAGGCACCAACAGAGCUACAGCCCUCAAGGGUACGGGCCUCAAGAUCAGGAACUGCCACCUCACCAGGACGACACGCAAACAGGAAAGGUUGUUCUGGACGGUACACACAAAAAGUCAAUUUUGUCUCUCAGAACCAGCAGAGUAGCUGCUGGUACGUACAACGAGGAGUCGCCUCAACACAUCGCUGAGACGGUCGAUGUCUCUCCGGAUACUUGGGUUCCUAAAAGGCUCCCACCACCGUCCCGUUCCAAAAAGAGCAACAGUAAGAAGAUCUUUUCCACUUCCUCCGGCACAACAAGGAAAAACUUUGUGGCCUUCGACAACAAAAGGAUGUCAGAUGUCCUCGCGAGCGACGGGGGGAUGGACCAGUGUCUUACGAGCCUGCUGCUGGAUGAGAGGCCGCCAUGGGAGACCCCAGAUGUCAGCCUCAGGGCUCUGGAUAUGGAGGACCACUAUGUCCCUACUCCCAAGAAAGCCGUCUUGGCCACGGUGACGGGGUUGAAGGAGCCGCCGCCAAAUACAGUCAACACUUUCACAGACAGUGGAGAAGUCGGUGGCCGAACCAGAAGAACAAAGGCAUCUGUGAACUACAAGGAGCCCAGCAUAACAUGCAAAUUGAGGCGCGGAGACCGUCACACGGACACCGGUCUCCUGAUUGCUCCUAUUUAUAAGGAAAAAAAGAAGAAGAAACGGACCAAGAUGGCGAACAAGCAAAGACCAGAAAGCAGUCUUAGUUUAGGUUUUUUAGUAGAUGAAAGUGAAAACCCUGUUUGAUUUUCUGUGUAGUUCUUAUCUAAGUUGAGCGUUGACUGCAUUUCUCUGAAAAUAAUAGAUAAUCAACAAAUAAUACGAUGAAUGGAUAUUGUUCUUGCAAUUAAAGGCCCACUAUGCAACUUCGGGCA
This is a messenger RNA of Gadus morhua (Atlantic cod), 3021 nucleotides long. It is a transcript of the gene sgo2, whose product is annotated as shugoshin 2. The coding region runs from base 140 to 2893 and encodes 917 amino acids. The transcript has 9 exons. Gene Ontology annotation, biological process: meiotic chromosome segregation; meiotic sister chromatid cohesion. Lineage: Eukaryota; Metazoa; Chordata; Actinopteri; Gadiformes; Gadidae. The record is from RefSeq and is a predicted model, not a curated record. Gene Ontology annotation, cellular component: chromosome, centromeric region; kinetochore; nucleus.